AUGAGAAAAGAGUAUAUAAGAUUAGAAGGUAUGACUAGAGAGAAGAAAGUAGGUGUUUUAGCUGAAUUAGAAGAACAGGAGAAAAUAAGUAGAAGAAGGAGAAAUCAAAAGAAAGAUUAUUAUAAACCAUCUAGAGGAUAUAAUAACCAAAAAGGGAAUAUUUAUAAUGAUAAAAGAAAUGAAGGUAUGAAAAUGAUAAAGGAGGUGAACCAUAUACCUUCAAAGAUUAUUUUAAACGGUAAAAUAAAAAAUCAAGAUAUUGACAUAUUGAUUGAUAUUGGUGAAAUAAAUUCUUUUAUAAAGGAUUCGAAAGAGAUUAAAGGAACUGAGUUUGAAGUAAGUAAGCCAUUUUAG
Molecule: messenger RNA, 354 nt
Organism: Hepatospora eriocheir
Lineage: Eukaryota; Fungi; Microsporidia; Hepatosporidae
Source: the annotation of a GenBank genome assembly